AUGGAAGUCAUGAUCAGCGUCUGCGGCGAGACGCCGACGCAGGGAGAGGUGUUCCACUGCGGCGACGCCUACGCGACCAUCGUGUCGGUUGACCCGCGCGGCAAUCCGGUGGACCUGCCCAUUGACCUCGCCCCAGAAUCUGCAGCCGACCUGCUGCGCUGCCGCGCUGCCGCCGACCGGCGGUACGAGCGGCUGGCGAUGCGCAGAUCCCUUCUGGCCAACGAGGCCAGACGGCCGUCACUCGAUGGCACACUCGCCGGCUCCCUGCGAUCCAGGAAUGCUUUUGGUGGCACCUGA
Molecule: messenger RNA, 297 nt
Organism: Coccomyxa subellipsoidea C-169
Lineage: Eukaryota; Viridiplantae; Chlorophyta; Trebouxiophyceae; Coccomyxaceae
Exons: 2
Coding region: 1-297 (98 amino acids)
Source: RefSeq, a predicted model, not a curated record